Molecule: messenger RNA, 933 nt
Organism: Mus musculus (house mouse)
Lineage: Eukaryota; Metazoa; Chordata; Mammalia; Rodentia; Muridae
Gene: Or13a24
Product: olfactory receptor family 13 subfamily A member 24
Exons: 1
Coding region: 1-933 (310 amino acids)
Biological process (GO): signal transduction; G protein-coupled receptor signaling pathway; detection of chemical stimulus involved in sensory perception of smell
Cellular component (GO): plasma membrane; membrane
Molecular function (GO): olfactory receptor activity; G protein-coupled receptor activity
Source: RefSeq, marked provisional
AUGGUCAGUCCCAACCAGACAGUAGUGACAGAGUUUGUGCUGCAAGGGUUCUCAGAGCACCCGAGUCUAAGACUGUUCCUGAUGGGCUGUUUCCUGUCCCUGUACACAGUGGCUUUAAUGGGUAACAUGGUGAUCAUUGCUUUGAUCACCUCCAGCACUGGGCUCCACAGUCCCAUGUACUUUUUCCUAUGCAACUUAGCAACCAUGGAUAUUAUCUGUACCUCCUCUGUGCUGCCCAAGGCGCUGGUUGGUCUACUGUAUGAAGAAAAUACCAUCUCCUUCAAAGGAUGCAUGGCCCAGCUCUUCUUUCUUCUGUGGUCUGGAUCCUCUGAAGUGCUGCUGCUCACAGUUAUGGCCUAUGACCGCUAUGUGGCCAUCUGCUGUCCCCUCCACUACAGCUCUAGAAUGAGCCCACAGCUGUGUGCAGCUCUGGCCGUGGCUGUAUGGUCCAUCUGUGCUGUGAAUGCAUCUGUACACACUGGCCUGAUGACACAGCUGUCAUUCUGUGGUCCAAAGGUCAUCACCCACUUCUUCUGUGAGAUUCCCCCACUCCUCCUGCUCUCCUGUAGUCCUACAUAUGUAAAUAGCGUUAUGACUCUUGUGGCAGAUGCCUUUUAUGGAGGCAUCAAUUUUUUACUUACCUUGCUAUCCUAUGGCUGCAUCAUUGCCAGCAUCCUGCACAUGCGUUCUGCUGAGGGCAAGAGGAAGGCCUUUUCUACCUGCUCAUCCCACCUCAUCGUGGUUUCUGUGUACUACUCAUCUCUGUUCUGUGCCUAUAUCAGUCCUGCUUCCAGCUACAGCCCAGAAAGAAGCAAAUUUACCUCAUUUUUUUACUCAGUCCUCAGUCCAACCCUCAACCCCCUCAUCUAUACACUGAGGAACAAGGAUGUCAAGCUUGCCCUGAGAAGACUCUUGCCCUCUUUAUCAAAUUAA